Molecule: messenger RNA, 781 nt
Organism: Ruditapes philippinarum (Manila clam)
Lineage: Eukaryota; Metazoa; Mollusca; Bivalvia; Venerida; Veneridae
Exons: 3
Coding region: 7-729 (240 amino acids)
Source: RefSeq, a predicted model, not a curated record
UUUAAAAUGAUUCCGCAACACGUUUACCUGUCACUUGCAUUUUUCUACCUAUUUUUUUACAUCUACGCAAUGACGGAAGGAAAUUGUGGAAAAUAUUAUUACUACGAUGCACCUACAGGGCAGUGUAGGGAUUGUGGAUGGCUAUGUGACACGCCGGCUUCUUAUCCAGUUUCUUGUGACUGGCUUUGCCCAGAUUACGCAGCUAAAAAUCGCGUGACACCACAACCUCCUUCUCAAGAUAAUAGCUUGGAAUUAAACAUACCUGUUUUGGUUAUAAGCGUAAGCGCUUUUUUGAUCCUCGCGGCAUUAUUAUACUUGCUAUGGAAGAAAGUUUUGAAGAAGAAGUUUCGUAAUAUUCUUGAAACUUUCCGGAACAGAAAGUUACGACGCCCAGUCCAAGCUCAGAAUGGCAACGACGGGGUUCAGUAUGAAAUGGAACGACUCACCAGCAUUGACUCUAAUCUUGACAACGCAGGUUCAUUAGACAGUGUCGUCGGUGAUUUUGAGGAGGAAGUUAUCGCUUCUCUAAACUACAUAGAAGCGAAUGGGUUGUCUCCAACACACAGAAUCGAUGAACUUCAUCUGCCUAAUAUCACAUAUGAAUCCGAGAAUAUGGACAGUUUUACAAGCGGUGAUUUUAAUUUUGGAGAAACAUUUCCAUUUCAUUGGCUAGAAUCUCUGGACAACGUGUUGGAAUUCAGUAGUGAUGAUACGCAUAGAAAAAGCUAAAUGUUGUUGUAUUUUUUGUUGUUUUUACGUUGUUAUUUUUCCCACAAAAUAA